Eleginops maclovinus (Patagonian blennie) is the source of this 9651-nucleotide messenger RNA. RefSeq names its product misshapen-like kinase 1 (gene mink1). The transcript is spliced from 32 exons. The record is from RefSeq and is a predicted model, not a curated record. Bases 1243 to 5142 code for a protein of 1299 amino acids. Gene Ontology annotation, molecular function: protein kinase activity; ATP binding. NCBI's taxonomy places the organism in Eukaryota, Metazoa, Chordata, Actinopteri, Perciformes, Eleginopidae. Gene Ontology annotation, biological process: protein phosphorylation.
ACUUGAGGAGUGUGCGUGCAGCCAAUCGUCAGUACAAGCCCGCAAGACUACAACAAGGCUUGGAGUGGGAGGGAGGACUCGGGUGGCAAAACAUGGCGAAAUAACAAGUUUUAUUGUGAGCUGCUUUUGGGAAACUGCACCGUGUCUGUCGUGUUGGACUUCAGCGACGGGUUCAUAACAUUUGGACGCCGGAGAAGGAGCGCAACGCGUAACUUUAGAGAGUCGAGGGCCCCAGUUUACAAGUAUUACGGUGGCUGCUGGCGAGAAAAAUAGUGCCUGCCUGUCUGCCUGUGUUUCCCCGGAAGGUUGGCAGUGCUAGGCGCGACUGUCAACACAGAAAAUGGAUGAAGGAGGAAAGUUGAUUGUGGAAAAGGCUGUAGAUUGUGCACGGUAGAUUGAUUGCACGCACCUGACUCGAGAAAUAUUGAAGUCGUGUUAACAAGUUUGGCAACUGCAGUCGUAUAUAAAACUAGGCCAUUCUUUUUUCUUUUGAUUUUUCCCGCAGUUGUGUUAAUAUUCUGGGAGGACAUCUCUCUUUAAGGCUGGUGUUGACAGGCUGUCGGCCGGUUCUGGUGCGGACGGACCCGGACGCCAUCACAACAGACGCUGCGUUCUCCUUUAAAAACAACCACUGCGCUGCUCUCAGCCGUACAUGUUCAUUUUUCUCUACUUCAACAACGACACAAGGACUGUUUAUAAUUGCACACCAGAUCUGCCUGGUAGUUUCUCCACCCCCCCCCCCCCCCUGCGGAUCAGUUUCGUGUCUGCAUGUUGUACAGCAGCGGAGACGUCUUGUCAAAAUGAACGCAGCAAGGUGUUCAGCAACAGUGGAGGUGCAUCGCAUUGAAAACCUGCCAGUUGUUAGUACUGUACCGAUGGCCGGCUAACUGGGACGCUAACAGUUUCUUGCAAUAGCUUUUUAUUUGAAGUAAGUGUUUUGAGCAGACAUUGUAACCGGCAUUUCUGUUAAAAAACAAAACAGCAUUGGUUAACAGUGGUUGAGUUGACGUGAGCUAGCCCGCUGGGUGCGCCUGUGACGGCUCGAUCUGCGAUGUGUUUGCUAAUCUAAGUGCUACCGUGUUGUUCCGCAACAGUUUUAACAGAUUGCACAGCCAGUUUGCUUGAUUUAAUCCAUAGAUAAGCUCUCUCAAGAUCGGUGUAGCAGCCGCUUCACAUUUCCACAAGUACGUCUUGUCUAAUAAGUGGCUAACUUGGUAGCUAAGGUCCUAAGUUUCGCCAGCCAUGUCUGAAAACGCCCCCACACGAAGCCUGGAUGACAUAGACCUCGCGGCUCUGAGGGAUCCGGCAGGAAUCUUCGAGCUGGUCGAGGUCGUCGGCAAUGGGACAUAUGGACAGGUGUACAAGGGCCGUCACGUGAAGACGGGCCAGCUGGCGGCCAUCAAGGUGAUGGAUGUCACGGAGGAGGAAGAGGAGGAGAUCAAAGCAGAGAUCAACAUGCUGAAGAAGUACAGCCACCACCGCAACAUCGCCACGUACUACGGUGCCUUCGUCAAGAAGAGUCCCCCAGGACACGAUGACCAGCUCUGGCUGGUGAUGGAGUUCUGUGGGGCGGGGUCAGUGACCGACCUGGUGAAGAACACGAAGGGCAGCUCUCUGAAGGAGGACUGGAUCGCUUACAUCUGCAGAGAGAUCCUACGGGGCCUCUCUCACCUGCACGCCCACAAAGUCAUCCACAGAGACAUCAAGGGCCAGAAUGUUCUGCUGACGGAGAACGCAGAGGUCAAACUGGUUGAUUUUGGCGUGAGCGCUCAGUUGGACAGGACGGUCGGUCGUAGGAACACCUUCAUCGGCACGCCUUACUGGAUGGCACCUGAGGUUAUUGCCUGCGAUGAGAACCCUGACUCCACUUAUGACUACAGGAGUGAUAUCUGGUCCUUGGGGAUCACCGCCAUUGAGAUGGCAGAGGGAGCUCCUCCCUUGUGCGACAUGCACCCGAUGAGAGCCCUCUUCCUGAUACCCAGGAAUCCCCCUCCGAAACUCAAAUCCAAAAAAUGGUCCAAGAAGUUCAUUGACUUUAUAGAGGGCUGUCUCGUGAAGACGUACACCAGCCGCCCGUCCACGGAGCAGCUCCUCAAGCACUCCUUCAUCCGGGACCAGCCCACCGAGCGGCAGGUCCGGAUCCAGCUCAAAGACCACAUUGACCGCACGCGCAAGAAAAGGGGAGAGAAAGAAGAAACAGAGUAUGAGUACAGUGGUAGUGAUGAAGAUGAAGAAAAUCGAGGAGAGGACCGAGAGUCGAGCUCCAUCCUCAAUGUGCCGGGUGAGUCCACCUUGAGGCGGGACUUCCAGCGCCUGCAGCAGGAGAACAAGGAGCGCUCGGAGGCCCACAAGAGGCAGCAGGCCCAACUGGCUGCCCAGCGCCGGGACCCGGAGGAGCACAAGAGGCAACUGUUGCACGACCGGCAGAAGCGCAUCGAAGAGCAGAAGGAGCAGCGGCGCCGACUGGAAGAGCAACAGAGGAAAGAACGAGAUAUGGUGAGGCAGCAAGAAAAAGGUCCCCACCGGAGACUCGACGAUAUGAGACGGGAGGAAGACAGAAGGUUGGCUGAGAGGGAGCAGGAGUUUAUCAGACAUAAGUUAGAAGAAGAGCAGCGGCAGUUAGAAAUCCUCCAGCAGCAGUUGCUUCAGGAGCAGGCGCUGCUUAUGGAGUAUAAACGCAAGCAGCUGGAGGAGCAGCGUCAGUCCGAGCGGCUGCAGAGGCAGCUGCAGCAGGAGCAUGCAUACCUGGUGUCUCUGCAGCAGCAGCAGGAGAAGAAGCCCCAGCUCUACCACUACAACAAAAACCUGGAGCCCAACAACAAACCCACAUGGGCCCGUGAGGUGGAGGAGCGGAGUAAGCUCAACAGACAGGGCUCGCCCAAAAUCUGCACCACCGUCUCUGACACCGCCAUCCAGUCGCGCUCCGACUCGAUCAGUCAGUUAGGAGUGGGCCAGUCUGCCCAGACCCCCCCAAUGCAGAGGCCAGUUGAACCCCAAGGGGGACAGGGAAAGUUCCAGAUGGCUCACCUGGUCCCUCUGAAGCCCUAUGCUGCCCCCGUCCCUCGCUCUCAGUCCCUCUGUGACCAGCCCACUAAGACCAUGUCCGCAUUCCCCACUCAGGACCCGUCCCUCAACCCCACGCCCCGCCCCAUCCACUCUAGAGAGCUGGUGCGCCAGAACUCAGACCCUACUUCUGAAACCCCGGCACCCCAGGGACAUCUGAUCGGAGAUGAACGCGGCCCCUGGAUCCGCCUGCCUGAUGUGGAGCUCCCCCCCAAGAUUCCCCAGAGGACAGCGUCUAUCGCCACAGCUCUCAACACCAACCUGACCUCUGGCAUUCGGCAUCCAGUACGAGCCAGCAAUCCGGAUCUGAGCCGCAAUGAUCGCUGGGAGAGAGGAGACAGUAUGAGCAUCAUCUCCAAUCUGCCCCAGACAGGAUCUCUGGAGAGGCAUCGCAUCCUCAGUUCCUCCAAAAUGGAUUCACCCAUGCUCUCCCAUGACAGCCGUCACAAGCCGGGGGAGUCUCGCACCUCCUCCCGCCCCGGGCGCCCCGCUAGUUACAAGAGAGCUAUAGGGGAGGAUCACGGCCUCUUCGCCAAGGAGCGUGCCGAGGAGCAGCCGAGGCCUCCAGUCAAGGCCAACGACUACUCCUCCUCCUCGGAGAGCAGCGAGAGCAGCGAGGAGAGCGAGAGCGGCGAGGGGCCCGAGGAGGAAGAAAGCCCCACUGAUCGUCACAGGGAUGGAGACACCGAUUCAGUCAACACCAUGGUGGUUCACGAGGACGAAGGCGAGGGGGGAGAGGGAGAGCAAGCUGGAGGCUACGGGGAUCAGACCAUGCUGGUGCAGAGGACCCCAGAGAAGCGGAGUCAUAACGGAUACACUAACUUGCCAGAUGUGGUGCAGCCCUCCCACUCGCCCACUGAUUCAGCCUCUCACUCCUCCCCUGGGAAGGACUCUGUUUAUGAUUAUCAGUCCAGAGGUUUGGUGAAAGCAUCUGGCAAGUCCUCCUUCACCACCUUUGUGGAUCUGGGCAUGUACCAGUCUCCAGGGGGACCAGGGGAUAACAUGUCUCUCACUGGCUCCAGGUUUGAGCAGCUGAAGAUGGAGGUGAGGAAAGGAUCCAUGGUGAACGUCAACCCCACCAACACACGCCCCCCCAACGACACACCCGAGAUCCGCAAGUACAAGAAGAGGUUCAACUCUGAGAUCCUGUGUGCCGCGCUGUGGGGAGUGAACUUGUUGGUGGGCACAGAGAACGGUCUGAAGCUACUGGACCGCAGUGGGCAGGGGAAGGUUUACCCCCUCAUCAACUCCCGCAGGUUCCAGCAGAUGGACGUCCUGGAGGGCCUCAACUUGCUCAUCACUAUAUCAGGCAAGAAAAACAAGGUGCGUGUUUACUACCUGGCCUGGCUGAGGAACAAGAUCCUCCACAAUGACCCUGAGGUGGAGAAGAAGCAGGGCUGGACCACGGUGGGGGAGAUGGAGGGGUGCGUGCACUACAAAGUGGUGAAAUACGAGAGGAUAAAGUUCCUGGUGAUCGCUUUGAAGAAUGCCGUGGAAGUGUAUGCUUGGGCGCCCAAACCUUAUCACAAAUUCAUGGCCUUCAAGUCUUUUGCAGAUCUGCCCCACAGGCCCGUCCUGGUCGACCUGACCGUUGAGGAGGGUCAGAGGUUGAAGGUCAUCUACGGCUCGUGUGCUGGCUUCCAUGCCAUCGACGUGGACUCUGGAAACAACUAUGACAUUUAUAUCCCCGUUCACAUCCAGAGCCAUGUGAUGCCGCACGCCAUCGUGUUCCUGCCCAGCUCCGACGGCAUGGAGAUGCUGCUGUGCUACGAGGACGAGGGCGUCUACGUCAACACCUACGGACGCAUCAUCAAGGACGUCGUCCUGCAGUGGGGCGAGAUGCCCACAUCUGUUGCUCAUAUCUGCUCAAACCAGAUCAUGGGAUGGGGAGAAAAGGCCAUUGAGAUCCGAUCCGUGGAGACCGGCCACCUGGACGGUGUCUUCAUGCAUAAGAGAGCUCAGAGGCUGAAGUUCCUCUGUGAGAGAAAUGACAAGGUGUUCUUUGCCUCGGUGCGCUCCGGCGGCAGCAGCCAGGUGUACUUCAUGACGCUGAACAGAAACUGCAUCAUGAACUGGUGAAGGACCAGCCGCUCCGGUCAGUGUGUCGAGCCCGGCGCGGUGCCGAGAAGGAAGCGCAUCCCAAACACUCACAAGCGCAUGCACACACAGAUGCGAACAAACCUCCCGUUCCUCUACAGCUCUCUCAUGCACUCAUGUUUGAAAAACACACACACACACACACACAAUCUCUUAGACACACACACACCAACAAUAUUUCAUCCCCCCCCGCGAUCUCCCUAGCUUCAGAUGUUAAUACCAUCCAUUGAUUUGUACUGUAAAUAUUCCUGUCUUGAUUUACUUUAAUUGGUGGUUUUCGGUCGUAUCUAUUUAGUUCCUACUUGUGAAGUGUGUUACAUUCCUUAAAGGACAGUACGUUCUGAAGAAGGCAUUAUUUAUCAAUCCUGUAUGUUUAAAAAUGAAGCUGUAAAUAGGUAGCACCUUACACUUAGAUCUGAAUCAUUUGCAGGCCUUUUAUUUCGCCUCAGUGUGUUGCUACCCAACCAAUGAAAUGCUGGAAAUCUGCAGUGACUUGAGGCAACUUCAGCGAGGCUUAAAGGAAGGAUUUAAUACACAUAUAUUACAAAUGUACAUUAAAGUCAAGACAGAGUAGCUAUUUGAAGUGUUUUUAGUUUCCGUAUAGUGACCUGAAGUCUGGCUUCCACUAGCUUUGUCUGGCCUGAAUGAUAUUACUCUUAGUCACAGCAAGUAAGAUUUAAAAGCAGAAUAGAUUUCAGUUUAAAAGCAAAUAAAUGAUUAAAAAAACAUCAGAAGUCUCAUAAAUCAGACUCAGUAAUGUGAAAUCUUCUGCUUUGCCUUUUUCUUCCCCAACGGUUUAGGUGAAGCCAUCAUUAUUUGACUCAUCAGGCUUUUUGUCUUCAUAGUUACAAAAAAAAUACAACAAAAAAAUGUUAUUUAUAUGUAGUGAUUCUGUACUGGUAUAAGCCUACUGAUCUUCUUAAUUUUACUGUAAUUAUAUUGCCAUUAUAUUGCAAUAUAUGCUAUUCUGUGGGUUGUUUGGAGAGGGCUGGUAGUGUAUAGGGAGUGUGAUGUGGAAAGUAGGACAUGUAGAGAGUGAUUAACGGAGAUCAUUUCCCCAGCGCAGCUAUCUGCUCUUCUGUAUAAUAUUUCAGUUCUCCGACGGUUCGGUUGGUGUGGAUCUCUCUGUGAGGCGGUCGCAGUAGAAGCGCUCUUCGUGUGGUACGGUUCGUCGUUCGUCUUAGGCCAGUGGAAAGAUUAAAUUUAGGGUGACUCUGCAAUACCACAGAGGACUGCUGGAACACGUGAGACUUAAUAUAUUUUAGAUAUAAAUAUAUAUACACUCUGCCAAAGUUCACAGCAUAUUCUGCAACGGGGGGAUGAAUCGAAGCCAGAGGGAGUUCAAACAUCAUUAACCAAUGUUCCUUUCUGUAUCCAAAACGUCGCUAAUAUUUCCUCUAGUCUUUGCUCUCUGUGUUUGUUAGUAUAGUCCUUUCCCAUUUAAAGAAACUGGGAAAGUGUACGGUACAGGUGUGAGGCGGCGCUACCAGGAAGUAGCUUACUUAUUUCCUGGUCGGUCAACACAUGAAUCAAACUUUCCCUUCUGUGUUUCAACACUAGGCUUUCAACAGGAACACCACUUCAAUCCCAUCGUGCAUCUCAAAUGUCAACCAAUUAGACUUUAUAAAUUCAAGCUGAGAACUGUACUUGUUUUUAGUGAAAGGUUUUGGGUUAUAAUGAAAGGAGUCUUGGCUAGUGAUCCGUGGGAGGGAAGAUAUAUUUCAUAGAGGCGCACAGAAAGUUUGCAGAGGAAGUUUAAGCAAAGAUUAUAUAAAUAGAUGUUCAAUUUUACGGUGGAUAGAUUAUAAAAACAAACUGUACAUGGGCAUGGAAAGCACUUUCACUUCUGUAAACAUUUAUAAAUAUAUCUCCAACAGAUACUUGGUGUGCAUGUAAGCCAUUGAACUAGAGUAUGUAGUACUGUAUCCCUUUUUAGCACAAGUGUUUUUAUUCUUGAAUAUCUGUUGCGUGCCACGACUUAUAUUUCGAAACUACAAUCCAACAGGAGCUCUGGCGCUCACGCUUUUUAUGGUAACAAACAUCAUUUUUUUAUCAAUCUGCCAUGUUUACAGUCAAAGCAGUGCCUUGGAGAGUUGGGAAGAAGAGAUGUUUAAGGAUGGGUCAUGAGCCCCCGCCCCACUUGUCUCUCUUAACUUGAAAUCCCAUGAAGAAGAGGCACAGCUAUAUUUGCUCCUUCAAUAUGAUUUACGUGCCAUUGAAGUGCACUUAAUCCAGAAUAAUAAUGUUCUUGAGUUGCUUUUUGGCACCUUGUAUAUUUCCUAAAAAUAAAGUGGCAAUAAUAACAAAUAUUAAACACAAAUUAAUCCAGUGUAACGGAUAAACUCGCAGUGGGAGCCCGCCUAGUAAAAAGCCAUACGUGUGUGUUGUGUGAAGUAAACACAGAUCAGUUCAGCCCUGUGUGUGACGUCGAGCUGAUGAGUGGAGAUGAUGUGCGUCGUGUAAUCUUGGUAGUGGGGAAAGUAGCGUGAUUAUAUUCUGAGAAGCCUAUUUUAUAAAAUAUGUAAAUUAGUCUAUAUUGAGAAAAUCAAAGUGAAUGUACAUCUAUAAGACAGAUUUGUAUUUAUAUGAACAUGUGUACCGCUCUAUUAAUCAAAGCACAAUGUAUUUUACGGCAGCGAGAGAUCAAAGCUAGAAUUAGGUGGUGUUUUUCUUUCCUUCCUUAAUUCAUGUUCUAUAAGUCGUUGGUUCUAGUGAAGCGAGUAGACAGCUGUGUGUGCGUAGGCUGUCCGUUACUGCAGCGUUUCUGUUCGCUUAUCUGGACGAAUAGAAAAUGAUUCAGACACUUGUUGGGACGUACGGAUCUGGCCUCGGGUGUAAUGGUAAAGUUGACAGGAUGUUAAAAUGCUCAGGCGCUGGUGUGAGGGGCGGGACGUCCCUUGGCGGGAGGCUCUUGGUUCUGGUAUUGUAUAAAAAUCAGAAGCGUUCGGCUCAUGGCGAUUGCAUCGAUCAAUUAGCGACAGACUAAAGACAAUUAGGAUUUCUUGACUAUGUUAGUUGUGUGUGUUUUGUCACCAGGUAUGAAAGAUCUUAAAGGGUAACUGCAAUGAUUUUACACAUUCAUUUGAAAUUAUUAUUAUGGUUAUUUUCUGGGUCAUCUGUAAAUACCUUAAUUUGUCCCAAAGCAGGGGAUGUGUUCAUUCCCCUUUCGAACUCUAAAAAGUAAGUGAACAUUUUUGAGGUAGCAGUAAGUGUGUGAAAGUGUACAGUAAAUUGCACAGAGCAAACAGGGGUGUAAUAGUCUGAGUGUAGGGGAGUGGCAGCCAAUAAUACCCCCCAAAAAUAAAUUGUGAAACAUUAUGAAGUAUAUUUACAACAAUACGACAAAUGUGAAGUCUCAUAAAAGACCUCAAGCGAUCAGUCAGUUGUUUAGAGCUGAAGUUUCAUGCUUGGAAAUGUAAAAAGUGUACGGGUGUUGAGAUGGAAAGACUUCAGCUGCCCAGACCAGGAUAUCCGAUCAAACUAAUGGCCGUCCUGUUGCAUUGUGGGAGAUGUAGUCACCAGACAUGGAUGUGUAAAAUCAGUGCAGUUAUUCUUAAAAGUCAUUCUCAUGUCGCAUUAUGUAGAAGGUACUUUACUGCACAAGCUUUGCGAAAUCAUCAUUUGACUUUAUAAAAACAGAAGUGAUCUCAAAACAAGAGCUUGCUCAAACUAUCGAGGUUAAAUCUUCUAGUAAAAUUACAAUGAAUAUCUACGUUUAGUUAUUGGUUGAGGUAAUUGAGUAUGUAAUUGACUUCCAAAUAUAACAGUUGCUGUCUUAUUGCACAAAUGCUAAUCAUUGCAGUUGGAAAGACAGAGGAGGAGUUUGUGGUUGUUGUUUUUCCCUAAAAGCACCUUAAGGUGUAAAAAGUGCUAUUUCAUUUUGUGCCAAGAGCCAUUAAAAGAACUUCUCAAGUCUUUAGUUUGAGUGUCAGAUGAUGACAUUUCUUUUUAAUAAGCAAUACUAGCAUUCGAACAAAUCAAAACCCGCAGCUGACCAUCUCAGUGUGACCUACAGGAAGUGAUUCUUCAGUGGUCUUUGGCGGACUGGAUGUAGGCUGGUUUUUGUGUUGCUCGUUAUCGACGUCUGUACUUUACUUUCCUCAACAAGCUUAUCUCUGCUGGGAUGCUUUUCCCUCUUACGCUAUGAAGAAAUCCAAGAUACUGCCUUCACAAAGUAUAGAUAGAUGAGGCACUCUUCUCUAUGUUUCUAAUCAAUCAGGUGUGAAUGGAUUAGGAGCGAGGCGGAUCAAACUCUAAAACUUUAGACAGAACAAAUCAUUCUUUUUCAAAAUCCUUUCUCUCUUUUUUUUAAAAGACGAUAAACAUCUUGGCAAUGUUUCAGUGUGUGAGCGUGCAUCUGUGUUACUUGUGAGAGGUUAACUCCAGAUUGUAUUUCAUAGACUGAUAAACUUUAAAACUUUCAAAAGAUUGUGUUGAAUGAAUUCAUGUCUUAAUACAGAACUGUUUGAAAAAUAAAAUACCUUAAUCUCA